Messenger RNA from Tuber aestivum (summer truffle), 1249 nucleotides. The record is from the annotation of a GenBank genome assembly. NCBI's taxonomy places the organism in Eukaryota, Fungi, Ascomycota, Pezizomycetes, Pezizales, Tuberaceae.
AUGCUGAUACCUAUAUCCAUCGUGUUGGUCGAACUGCUAGAUUUGAAAAGACUGGAAAGGCACUGUUCCUGUGUCCGAGCGAAGAGAGGUUUUCAGACCGAGUAGCCACCAGGAAAGUUCCGAUAGGUGAAGUUGGUCAGAAAAACUCUAAAAAACAGAGCAUUCGGAACCAACUUCAAGGGCUGCUAUUCAAAGAUCCUGAAUUCAAAUUUUUGGGACAAAAGGCCUUUGUAGGUUGCUGCCGGGGCAUCAGUUUUCAGAAGAAUAGAGAGGUAUUCAAGCUUGAGGAGUUGCCAUUAGACGAGUAUGCGACUAAUAUCGAGCUCUUUGGCACUCCAAGGAUCAGGGGCCUAAAGAGUAUAGAUGGAGCUAAAAUCAAGGAAAUCAAAAAUGCGCCUAGAGGCCUACAGGCUCUGGAGGGUGCCUCUAGCGAUGAAGGAGGGGAAGGAGAAGCCAGGAGCGGGGAGGAAGUGCGAGCUAAAUAUGACCGAAUGGUCGAACGAGGUAAUUAUUCCUCUACCCUUUUGCGCACCGUAAGCUCUAACAUCAUUAGAAAACAUCAAUGUCCUCAUAGGCAAUUUUGCGAGCUUGGUUCAAGGUGGUGGAGCUGAACCCGACCACGAAGGCGAUUUCUUGACCGUCAAACGUUCGGGCUAUGAUUCUGACGUUUCCGAUCCCGACAUUCCUGAUCCUGCAAAAAUGCGAUCGAAAAUGCUCCAAGUACCAGGAAAGGAGAUAGUAAUGGAUUCCAAACGCAAGGAAAAGAUGCUCAAGUCCAAAAAGGAGUUGGUGAAGCUUAAGCCCAAGGGCACAAGACUUAUUUUCGAAGAUGGCGGGGGAAGCACGUCAGAUAUACGAGCUCCAGGAUGAGGAUAAGUUCCGUGAAGCAGGGCCGGCAGAGAUCCAGAGAAGGAAGUUCUUGGAUGAAGAAGGGAAGAGGGUCAGGGAGGCGGACAUCGGGGAUAGAAAAUUGGCAAAAGAGAAGUGGAAGGAAAAGAGGAUGAUUCAGGAACUCCGUGCCGUAGAAGAGGGAGCAGUGAUAGAAGAAAGAAGUCACGAGGACGAAUUUCGAGUCGAGUUGGUGUCUUAUGGGGACGCAGAGGGCGAUCAACUCGGCUACGAUGAGGAUGUCGAAGAGGAGAGGCAACCUAAGAGACAGAAAUGGGUUGAGAAUGACGAAGAGAAGGAAAAGACUGAAAGAAAGCUAAGAAGACUAGGGGGCGAGUUAUUGAAGCUACUGAGGCUUUAG